This is a messenger RNA of Thrips palmi, 1597 nucleotides long. RefSeq names its product RNA pseudouridylate synthase domain-containing protein 1-like. Gene Ontology annotation, molecular function: RNA binding; pseudouridine synthase activity. The transcript has 4 exons. Gene Ontology annotation, biological process: pseudouridine synthesis. Lineage: Eukaryota; Metazoa; Arthropoda; Insecta; Thysanoptera; Thripidae. The record is from RefSeq and is a predicted model, not a curated record. The coding region runs from base 747 to 1532 and encodes 261 amino acids.
GGUGUUUGCGUCCGCGGCUUGUCCGCGGCGCGGCGCGGCACUACGUGGGCGUGGUCGUGGGCUUCUCGUUGAUGUCGUCGCGGAGUGCAACCGAGGUGCAACCCUUCUGGACCCACCCCUGCCGUAGCUUGACUUCCCCGCCGCGCGGCCCGAACGCAGUGCAGGAAACCUCAAGUGUGAAGAACACCGGUUUGUCUCGCUGUUCACGUCAGGCCGGGAUUAUUUCUGAGCCUGAAACACAAUGCCAGUGAUAUUGCGUCGUGAACUGAUUUAUUUGCACAUUUGGACGCUACGUGCGUUCCUUUCAUGGUGAUUUUAGCAUGAUUGAUAGUUGGCUUCAAGCCGAUGUGUUGGUCACGUGAUUUCUUACAGUUUCAAUUGUUUUUCCCCUUUCCUCCCCACUUUUCUUUCCACUUGUUUACGUCGUGCACUCCGUGAAACGCCACAAAAUUCGGACGAAAACUUUGAUUGACUGAAAAAAAUAAGUUAGAAUAGCAUGUGAAAAUGACGACCCUACGCAGUAAUACCAGUUUUAAAUCUUCUGUUAGUUGAACUAUGGGGUGUCACGCUCACCAACAUAUUGAUUGACGUCUAUUGUGCUCAUUCUGAGCACUCAUUUGUGGUUAAUGUAAUUAUAGUUUUAUUUGGAGCAGCUGGAGACGAAAGGCUUCGUGCUUCUAGUGUAUAAAAUUUUAAUGUGAUACUUAGUUAGCAACCUCUAGUCUGGUUACUCGAAUUAUUUUGAAAUGGGGCACACACUCUUAGAUGUUCUGCACAGAAGUGGAAAUUUUAUUGUCGUUAACAAGGACUGCGACUGUCUCAUUAACAGCAAUGACCCUGAAAAAAUGGAUACCGUUGCCUCCAAGCUUUGCAACACGUUUCCCAUGCUUAUCAACCCCAAACUAUUUCAUUCAUUUUACUUCGUACAUCGCCUUGAUUAUUCAUGUAGUGGUGCACUGUGUGUUGCUCUGAAUAAAGCUGCUUGUGCUGCUGCUAGCAGGGCAUUUGUGAAUCAGCAGACGAUUAAAUACUACUUGGCACUGGUACGAGGACAUGUGAAAGAAAAUUUGAUGGACAUAUACAAUCCAAUAGGGAAAGAUGAUAGAGAGCAUGGAAUUGGUACAAGUAAUCGGAUGUGUGUUGAAGGACCGCACUGCGUCGAGCCAAAGCAAUCUCACACUAGGUUACUCGUACUUGAAAGGGGCUUGUAUAAUGGAGACCCAGGAACCAAGGUGCUCUUGAGGCUCUACACUGGCAGAAGGCAUCAAUUGAGAGUUCAUUGCUCCCACAUUGGACACACAAUCAUAGGGGAUUACACCUACAGCAAUCGCUCUGACUUGUCUCCACCCAGGAUGUACCUCCAUUCAUUUCGGCUUGUUAUUCCAAAUGAUGUGGAGCGCUUAGAAAUCCAGACUCCCGACCCUUUUACAGAAGAGCAGCUGGAUGGGAAUUGGCAGGCCCAAGAGCUUGUUCAUUCUUUGAAUGAAGACACAUACCAGUUGGUUGAGAACUGGUCAGAAGAAAGGAGAUAAUCCUUUGUGAGAAAAACCAAAUCAAAAAAUGUAGGUAUGAGAGAUUAAAGAAAAAAGAUCUGAUA